This is a messenger RNA of Asparagus officinalis (garden asparagus), 2305 nucleotides long. RefSeq names its product arginyl-tRNA--protein transferase 1. Gene Ontology annotation, cellular component: cytoplasm. Gene Ontology annotation, molecular function: arginyl-tRNA--protein transferase activity. Gene Ontology annotation, biological process: protein arginylation. The transcript is spliced from 6 exons. Lineage: Eukaryota; Viridiplantae; Streptophyta; Magnoliopsida; Asparagales; Asparagaceae. The record is from RefSeq and is a predicted model, not a curated record. The coding region runs from base 225 to 1937 and encodes 570 amino acids.
AUAGCAGCAAUCAUCGGCGGAGUCGAGGCGGAGGCAAAGAAGGAGAAAGAGAAACGUUGGUGGUGGAUCACGGAAAGAGGAGAAGCCCCUGCGGUUACUGCAAAUCCACCUCCUCCUCUAGCAUCUCCCAUGGUUUAUGGGCACACAGCAUUACGGUUGAUGAUUACCAAGAACUCCUUGACCGAGGUUGGAGGAGAUCUGGCUGCUUUCUGUAUAAACCUGAGAUGGAAAGGACGUGCUGCCCGUCUUAUACAAUUCGUUUGAAGGCAGCUGACUUUGCUCCAUCGAAAGAACAAGUUCGUGUAUUUAGGAAAAUGCAAAGGUAUUUAGAUGGCAAAGAGAACAUGAAUAAAGUUGGAUUAUUAAAAGAUCAGCAAAAUUCACCAAAGACCUCACUCAACCUAAAUGGAGAUGCAUCAUCAUCAACAAAAGUUCCAGAAAUCGCUACCGAAUCUUCAGCUGGUAUAUGUGAAAAUAUGCACCCUGAAAACGAGGUCAUUGAUUAUUUGUCAAAUCUGAUCAACGAAGCUAUAGCUGCAUAUGUUAGAAGUGGUGAGUUUCCUUCUACCGUUCAGCUCCCCAGAGCAGUUGUUAAAAAGGUAACAUUCAGAGCUAAAAGGAAGCUAAUGGAAAUAUCUGAAGGUUUGUUGUACACUAGCAACAUCUCUUUUCAGAUUGCAGCAUUCUUAAGACGCUCAUCUUCAUCACAAGAAACUGCAAGUCCGAUAAGUUCACCAAAUCCAAGGGGAGAGCCUUUGGACAUUUCACCCGCUUUAGUUGCAGAGAAGUUGGCAGGUUUCAUAGAACAAAAUUUGGAAGAUAGAGGGCUGAUUAUCAAAGCUUGCAAUGGUCACAUUAAUUUCUACUCUUAUACUAAACGGGUCGGCUCAUUUGAUUCAACAACUGAUAAAAGUAUGCGAAGUUCCAAUGAAGAUCCUGCUGAGCGCAAACAUAGUUUUGCAGCUCGUGAUGGUGAAGUUCUACCCUCUAAAAGACGGAAACUAGAGAUAAGAAUGAAACGAUCAAGUUUUGAUUUAGAAGAAUUUGCACUAUACAGAAGAUACCAAAUUAAAGUGCAUGAUGAUAAGCCAGAGAAAGUCACAGAAAGCUCAUACAGAAGAUUUCUAGUAGAUUCCCCUUUAGUGUUUGUUCCACCACAUAGUAAUCACAGGGCUGUUCCUUCUUGUGGCUUUGGCUCUUUCCAUCAGCAAUAUGUAAUUGACGGGAAACUUGUUGCAGUAGGUGUGGUGGAUGUUCUCCCAAAAUGCCUGUCAAGCAAGUAUUUGUUUUGGGAUCCUGAUCUUGCCUUUCUGUCACUCGGAAAGUAUUCAGCUCUACAGGAAAUAAAUUGGGUGAAGGAGGCAGAAGCGCGUUGCCCCAGCCUUCAAUAUUAUUAUCUUGGCUACUAUAUUCAUUCCUGCAGCAAAAUGAGAUACAAAGCAGCAUAUCACCCCUCUGAACUUCUCUGCCCUCUUCGUUAUGUGUGGGUGCCAUUUAAAAAUGCAAAACCUUUACUUGAUAAAACGGCUUAUGCCAUAUUAUCAGAUCAUAUGAUGUUGAAUAAUCAGGAAUCAUCAGCACAGAUGCCAAGCAUGGCUAUUGGUAGAUCAGACUCUCCUAAUGGGGAUGCCCAAGGUAAACAUUUUAGUGAUGAAGGUGUGGAAACAGACUUUGAUGUUGAAGGUUCUGAUUCUUGUGUGGAUAAUGAAUCAGACUCAGAAUCUAGCUGUGAAUUGCAUACAGAUGAUCUGGAACCUUUUGAUAUCAGUAAUAUUCUGAUGGAUGUGAAUGGUUCACGCUUCAAAUUCAAGGACCUUCAGCAAAUGUUUGGUCCGGUCGACGACAGAUACAUGAACGAACUUGAAAUGCAGCUGCGCAGAUAUGUAAAAGCUGUGGGUGAGGAGCUGUCUAAACGUAUGGUUUACUCUCUUGGCUGAUUUCAUGGAACCUUAUUAGGAUGGAUUCCCCUUUCUUAUCUUGGAACUUGCUCAACUGGGGUUCCUCUUACCCUGCAUGAUUUUUUUACAAUGGAAAAUAAAAUCGAUCCAUGUGAUCCGCUGAAACCAAGUGUGCUACACUUUUAUGUGGACAUAGCGAUUGUGUGGUCUGUUCGAAUCUCGGGUGAACUGUUAAUAUAUCAUGGCUGGUUCAGUAGAUUGUUCUUGCGAGUCAGUUAUGUUGUUGGCUUUCUGGCUUGCUGGAGUAAUCGUAGGGUCAUUUUGCUAUAUUCUAUUAUCUGUUAGAUUUUUAUCUUUACAGAUGUACAAGGUCCUGAAAUUUCUGUUGUUUGCUUACCCCUUUUCAA